AUGACCACCAUGGAUGUAAAAGGCAUGAAUUGGGUUGGAAACAUGUACCAGAAAUUCGAAAAUAUGUGCCUCGAGGCAGAAGAUCUGAUGUAUGAGGAUACAGUUGAAUAUAUUGAGAAUCAGAUCGACGUACUGCUGAUUCUAGGUUCGGUAAGAAGCAAGUCCAAAAUUUCAUGGAAAGAUCUGCAAAGGCUAAUACGAAACAAACAACCGAGCAUCGGAGAAUCGGUCUUAAUGUUGAUAAAAAUGGCAUACAUGCUGCAGCAUAUGAUAGAACUGCACAUUGGGAGCAUGGAUGUUAAAUCAAAUCUAGGCUCUGAUGUAAACAAAGUAAAUGAAAAACCGGUUGCAACCAAGAUAUUCAAUGAAAUCAGUUCGGCAGGAACAGAUACUUGCAUUCCAUCAGAAUGUUCUGAGAUUUCAAAUGAGGAUCAAAAUCAUUUAGCGAGUGUUUCAAAGACAGCUUCAGAUGAAGAAAAACAGAUUGGCACGAGGUCUUGUGAUGAUCAAAGUCAUAAAACCAUGCAAGAAGAAGAUGUGAAGCUUGAGGAAACUUGUGUUAUGGUGACCAGCGACGAUCUUGAAUUAGUUCCAAAAGAAAUUGACAAUCUGAAGGCUAACAAGAAAACAAUGCGGAAAGGGAAAGGGUUUUCUUUAUCGAAGAAGUCUGCAAGAAAACAAGAGUAUAAGGAGCUUGCAUUAUGGCAUGGGAAGAGCGAAAAAGUAGAAGGAGAUUUAAUGAAGAAUUUAGAUGAAACUUGUAAUGUGUCUGAACCUGAAUGGGAGCUUCUGUAG
Molecule: messenger RNA, 795 nt
Organism: Vicia faba (fava bean)
Lineage: Eukaryota; Viridiplantae; Streptophyta; Magnoliopsida; Fabales; Fabaceae
Source: the annotation of a GenBank genome assembly